Messenger RNA from Octodon degus (degu), 576 nucleotides. Its product is annotated as brain acid soluble protein 1-like. Lineage: Eukaryota; Metazoa; Chordata; Mammalia; Rodentia; Octodontidae. The transcript has 3 exons. The record is from RefSeq and is a predicted model, not a curated record. The coding region runs from base 1 to 576 and encodes 191 amino acids.
AUGGGCAGGAACAGCGCUGAGAGCUCAGAGGAUAGGCCCGUCGGGGUCAGCCGGGCAGAUGGCACAGGGGCCAAUGGGGCAGAGAGCGUUGCAGCAGCGCGAAGGCAAGGACAGAGCGGCGAGGGAGGGGAAAACGCGGAGGAAAGCGAGCCACGCAAGCGGCCCAUUGAGUUCCUUGUCUGCAGAGAGCCGCAUUCUGCAACCCCGCCCCUGGGCUGCGUGGGGAAGGCUGGAGCGGUGGGCGCAGAGCCCUGCCGGGCGGGCGGGCGGGCGGAGCAGCCGAGCCCCGUGCUGCAGCCCAGCCGAGCCGAGCCGAGCAGCCGAGCGCCGCGCUGCAGCCGAGCCGAGCAGAGCCGAGCCGAGCAGAGCCGAGCCGAGCAGAGCCGAGCCGAGCAGAGCCGAGCCGAGCAGCCGAGCGCCGCGUUGCAGCGCUCGGCCGCCGCUCGCGCGGGCUCCCCUAGCUGCCGUCCGCCGGCCUGCUCUGCAAGCCAGACUGAGCCCGAGAGGUCUCCUCGCCCUAUGUUGGGCCACUUGACGUUUCCGGCCACCCUUGGGAAAUCUGCCUUCCAGCGCUAG